AUGGCCCCCGAAAGAACAGAAGAUGCGGAGAGCCUCGAAUAUGGAUCGAUUGUGCCCCCCAGGCGGAAACGGCGCUGGCAAGGCUAUAUGAUCUGUGGCAGCAUGUGGGCGUUCACACUCUUAGCAAUUUUCUUAUGCAUAGACCUGGCCCUUGCAAUUUCGCGGAGUCUGUGGGGUUUGGAUGACGACCCAGACAAGAUAUUCGCGAAAUGGGGCCAAGAAGACACAGCUACCGAGGGUCUGAAGUGGUACCCCACGGACUUCCUCAGAGAUGUGCAGCCGAUACCUUGUCACUCACACAAUGACUACUGGAGGACUGUCCCUCUCUUCUCCGCACUCCAUGCCGGCUGCAUAGGCGUGGAAGCCGACGUGCAUCUGUUUGACAAUGAUGACAAACUUUACGUCGGACACAAUGAUGCGUCGCUGACGCCUAAUCGGACUUUGCAAUCACUCUACAUCAACCCCCUCAUGGAUCUGCUGAACCAGACGAAUCCGAGCACACAGUUCUUCAACGGAACUGGCACAAAGCAUGGCAUUUUCGACGCUGAUCCCAGCCAGUCCUUGACAUUACUCAUCGACGUCAAGACAGACGGGGCGAAGACCUGGCCCCAUGUCGUCGCACAACUGCAGCCCCUGAGAGAGAAGGGUUGGUUGAGCUACGUCGAGAAUGGCGUUCGUCAUAACGGCCCCAUCACUGUCGUUGGUACGGGCAACACGCCAUUUGAACUCAUCAUUGCAAAUUCGACAUAUCGAGACUACUUCUUUGAUGCUCCCCUACAAACAAUGUACGAGGACCCAGACAAGGAUGUUGACUCCACAACAGUCGACAUGAAAUACAACUCAACAAACUCACACUACGCCAGCGUGAGCCUUGGUAAAUCCAUAGGCUCGACAUUCCUCGGCGUCAGCGAUGAGCAACUCAAAACCAUCAAGGGCCAACUGAAAGGCGCGCAUAGGAGAGGCCUGACUGCGAGAUAUUGGGAUACACCAGGGUGGCCCAUCGGAUUAAGAGAUGGUAUUUGGCAUACGUUAGUUUUUGCGGGCGCCGAUAUGCUGAACGUGGAUGACUUGAGGAGCGCUGCAAGGAAAACGUGGUGA
Molecule: messenger RNA, 1098 nt
Organism: Truncatella angustata
Lineage: Eukaryota; Fungi; Ascomycota; Sordariomycetes; Amphisphaeriales; Sporocadaceae
Exons: 2
Coding region: 1-1098 (365 amino acids)
Biological process (GO): lipid metabolic process
Molecular function (GO): phosphoric diester hydrolase activity
Source: RefSeq, a predicted model, not a curated record